Molecule: messenger RNA, 249 nt
Organism: Paraglomus occultum
Lineage: Eukaryota; Fungi; Glomeromycota; Glomeromycetes; Paraglomerales; Paraglomeraceae
Source: the annotation of a GenBank genome assembly
AUGUCUACAGCAAGUGAUGACGUUCGCGAGAUUACAGCCCUGCCACAGUCUGAACCUGAACAAGGUCAGAAAAAACAACCGGAUAAAGAUGUUGCAGCUUCUAUUACAGCCGAUGGUGUCCCUACUGAUCUACGACUUCUGCGAAUCUAUAAAAGCCUAACUGGAAGCCAACGACAACGAUACGCUCUUUGCAGCAACAGAGAGAGGCUCGCGGUUUUGGAACUUCUUAGCGAAGAGAGAAAAAGACCG